Messenger RNA from Sceloporus undulatus (fence lizard), 4398 nucleotides. Its product is annotated as malignant fibrous histiocytoma-amplified sequence 1 homolog. Bases 363 to 2930 code for a protein of 855 amino acids. The record is from RefSeq and is a predicted model, not a curated record. The transcript has 11 exons. Gene Ontology annotation, molecular function: protein binding. Lineage: Eukaryota; Metazoa; Chordata; Lepidosauria; Squamata; Phrynosomatidae.
AGAAAAAGGGUGGAGUGAAAACAAUUUCAGACUAAGACAAAUUGAGGAAUUGAAAGCAAAUAGCUGUAGCAGAAGAAUACAGCUGCAUGUGCACAGUAUAUGCCUUCAUGUUGCCUGAUGACUUAUGGAGCCCCAUGGAUUUCAUAGGGUCUUCUUGAGGCAACGAAUACUCAGCUGUUUUUGCCAUCUUCUUCCUCUGAAAUAUAGCUCACAGCACCUGGUAUUCAUUGAUGGUCUCCCAUCUAAGUACUAACCAGAGCUGACCAAGCUUUCAAGACCAGACAGGAUCUGGUGCCUUUGGUGUAUUUAGGUGUAUAAGGUACAGCUACCAUUUAUUAAAUUGAGAACACAAGGACAGAAGCAUGGCCCGACGUGGAUUUAGGCAAGGGCAAGGUGAGUGUUCCAGUGAAGUGUCUCUUUCCAGACUCAGGCUCCGAGUGCUUCCUCUUGAAGUCUUGCAAAACAGCAACACAGAGAACUUGAAUUUGGACCGGAACAAGUUGAAACACCUCACUGGGAUUUCAAAUCUUUGCAACCUGAAAAAGCUUAUUUUGUCUAAAAAUGACAUAACAGACUUCCCAGAGGAAAUCAGGAACUUGGUCCAUCUAGAGAAGUUGGAACUCAAUCAGAACCAAAUCCGAACUAUCCCAGAGGGUAUAUUUUCCUUUUUACCAAAGUUAAAACAUCUCAGACUGAAUAAUAACCGCUUAGAUGGCCUCCCCAAGGACUUGGCUUCCUGCAGCAGCAGUCUCCAGUAUCUCAACCUUUCCAACAACUUGCUCCAAGCCAUCCCUAUAGUGGUUUUGGAGCUCAGGAAUCUGCAAGAAUUUUAUGUGCAGAAUAACAUGUUGCGCCAACUUCCCAUGGAGAUGUUCCAAGUAAUGCCACUGAAGAUGUUUAAAGUAAAUGGGAACCCACUGAGGAAACCUCCUUAUGAGGUCUGUGCAGGAGGUGUCAGACAGAUCAUCAGCUACUUCAACCAGCUGCAGAGCUAUCAAGCUGAAGAGGAGAGGCGAAUCAAGAUGCUGUUCCUGGGGUCCUCCUUAGCUGGAAAGUCUACCAUAUGCAAAAGCCUGAAGCAAAGGCAAGCAGUCCAGUUGUUGAAGGAAGAGCGAACGGUUGGGAUCGAAAUAAGUGAAUUCCAUAUCCAAGGCUUCAAUUUUCUUUUUUGGGAUUUUGCUGGUCAGUUGGAAUACUACAUGACCCACCAUGUGUUCAUCACUCCACAGGCACUUGUCAUCUUGGUCAUUAACUUUCAACAGUACCAGUUUAGCAAUGACUCCUUCAAAGAUCUUGUUGGAUUCUGGAUUAACAAUCUCUUUAUGCGAGUGCCAGACUCUGUGGUCCUUCCCAUUGGAACCCACAUAGAUGCCUGUGGUGAGAGGGAGGUUGAAGAAAAGAAAGAGGACAUCAUGAACAAGAUUCAGACCAUGCUAGAAGAGAGGAGGACCAACCUAGCCCACCUCAUUGCCAACCUGGAGGAAAACGAGGAGUCUGAGUUCUAUGUGGAUCAAUGGAAUAGAUUGAAAGAAAUGGAGAACUGCACCCUUACAAUUUUAGAUCUCGUUUCAGUCAAUUGCCUGGAUUACGAAGACAUAAAAAUGCUCGAAGGUACAAUUUUGGAUCAUGUCAAGAAUGAAAUAAUAUUCCCUAAUAUCAUCCAAGUGCUUCCCCCUGUCUAUAAACAAGUUGAAGCUGCAGUUGUGGAUAUUGUGCAAAACAGUGAAGAAGUGGCAGAGAACGGUAUGAUAGAUUUCCAUCUCUUACACAGUGAGCUUUCCUGCCAACACCAUCUGAGUCACUUGGAUGAAGAACUUCUACGAGACAUCCUGAGGUACCUUCACCGCAUUGGACUGAUUAUAUGGUAUGAAGAAGUCAAACAGCUGGAAAGCACUGUUUUUCUACGUCCAACUAUCCUGAUAACAAUAUUCAAAACUCUUGUCCGAUAUGGACUGAUGCAACAGUUGGAGCACAUUUCUGUUGACAUCUUGAUAGGAGAACAUGCUACCAUCCGGGACCGGACCAACUGGGUGUGGACAUUUAAGUCAAAGGCCAUGCUGUGCCAGAGAGCCAUGAGGGCCUUACUCAAACAUCAGCUCUGUGUGGACGGCAUGAAGGAUGUCUUUGAGGAAAUGGUGGGCAGUAGGUCCCAGAAGGGGAAGCUCUUCAGCCUUCUGGAACACUUUGAGAUCUGCCUGGAGGUCAGAAAUGCAAGGGGACUCAGUCCCAGAGCCAGACCUUUUCUACCCGGGCAGCCAUGGGAACCUGUGCAAAACCAUGAAGAGGAAGUACUCUACUUAUUUCCUACCUAUCUUAACUGGAGUGAGGAAGUAUCCAUGAUGUGGGGAGGAGAUCAUGCCGAGGAUCUUCAUAUCCGCCUGUAUUUUUCCCCUGAGAUCCCAGAGGGCUUUUUCAAAAGGCUCAUGGUGAAGGUUUGCUCCUUCUUCUCAACACACUGGGUUGCAAAAGCAAUAUGCUUGCUCAUCUGCAGUGGCAAACCAUUGCUGAUCAAAGCAAACGACCAAAAAGGAUACAGCUAUAUUGAACUCAGGUGCAGAAAACCAGCAGAGAGGGCAGGAUUCAAGUUAGCCUGGGACUUCAUUAUGACAGUAAUUUCCAUCAAUCAUAAACUCUUGGAAGAAUGGCCUGGUCUCCAUCUUUGUGUAAAGACACCUUGUCGAACAUCUGGAUGUCCUGCAGAGUUUGUCUGGCCAGAUGUGGAUGACAAGACCACCGUGACAAAAGAAGAAAUUAAAACCUGUGGAAUUUGUGCCCAUCAGUUUUCAACAGAGCUAUUGUUACCCAAAGUCCCAAGUGAACAAAGCCACCCCCAGGCUCCUGCACGCUACUAUGUUACCAGCUAUGGCAAUGCUACAUUCGGACCCAGCACUGUUCAUGUGGAGAGACAGAAUAUCCUGGACCGAUUAUAAUUGGCCAUGCAGGGGAAAUCACUGAUCAAAAUCAGGCCAUGUAUUGUACAUUUAGACCACGCUCAAUAGUUAAAGUGUUUCAUUGCAAAAUGCAUUUCUAUGGUUAUAAAGUUCCAAUAAUAAAUCUAAUAAAACACGUCUCACCCAAUGUGGAAUGUGUAUUUAUUUGCACAGAUACAAGGAGUGCAUUUAGAAACUGCAGCUUUCUGCGUUAUUGUACAUUAUCUCAUCGUGGCCAACAAAGGUUCUAAUUACAUGGAAUACACAUAAAUAAAGGAAACCAAUAUGCUCCAUGAAACCUCAAAAUAAAACUCUUGAGCUAAGAUAUAACAUUCAGAUUUAUAAAGUAUCAGGGCACAAAUAACAAGAUUUUCAAAGAAGCAGAUUUAACAGAAAAGAUAGUGAGGAACUUCAAGUACCAAAAUACAGAUUCUCUGUUCUGUUCUUUCCCCAAAAUAUAAAAGUUGGUACCCAGAUUUUUUAAAUGGAAUACAGUAAUAAAAGUGGUAUAGCUAUACCAUCAAAACAAACAAGAGGAAGCUCUUGCAAAUAGCUGUAAAGUUGCCAUUUUGAAUUUACAAUGCACCCCAUACUAAAUCCCCCCACUGAUAGUAAAGAACGCAGGACCUUAAGUCCCAUUGUUCUCAAUGGGUGCGUGCUCCCGCUUGCACUACCAUGUGCAUACACACCCAUUCAGAAAGCUGGGGCCUGCCGUUUGUGGAAGCUCAAACUGCAGAUGGCAAGCCUGCACUUGAUGUGGGCACACAGUAGUAGGCUUUGCAGAAGAAGCUGCUAUUUCCUCAAUGUGUGUUCCUAAAACACACAUUUAACAAAAAAAAAAACACCCUAAAUUUAGGACACAUAUAUAGUUUUAGUACAGCUAAUGAAAUGAUGCUAGUAUGUGUUUGCUGAAGAGUUCAACUACUUUUCAUUGAGUUGAAUCCACUAAGGACAGAAGGUCUACUUUGGUCAGAAGGAGACUUGUGUUUCAGAUUAACAUUUCUGCUGACUAAAUAGUGGAGAUGUCCUAGAGUCAUACUUUUAGGCACUGCUCUAGGCUAAAUGGCCCUUUGUGCCUCAGUAGUUGAUCUGCAUUUUAUAAAUAUAUAUAUAUUAUAUUUUUAUUCUAUUUCAUCACUACAUGAACACACACUUUUUCAGUUAUAUACAGGAAAGGUGGAUAUUACAAAUACAACCCCUAAAAGAAACUUAACAUAAAUAAUGACUUCCAAAGUCUCUUCAGUAACAAAUCUCAUAUCAUCCUUGAAUCUUACUGACUUUUUAUAAAACGUUAAAAAAGAACAAAAAAAUAAAUGUUUAAGAAAAAAGAGAAAUAAAGAAAUGUAAAAAACCCUAAGUUAUUUUAGAGCAUUUUAUCAAAAACAUUCUAUAAUUAAUACAUAUCAAAUAAAUAAAAUAAAAUAUAAAAUGCAGUUCAAAAAUCCAGAACUGGAAUUUUGCAAAUGAA